AUGCCAGUCACCCUGAUGUUUUUCAGUUGGCUGAAAGGCCGAUAUGACGAGCCGGUUAGAUCUGCUGAAGCGGCACCUGAAUUACUCGGACUUGCUGGUUAUCUUCAUUUACGUGCCCUCGAGAGCAUGCUGGUUGCUCACGUACGACUGGCGAGGAGGAGAUCUUUUGUGUCGAGUUGUGAAAAUGAUGCACACAGUGGCUUUCCAGGUGAGUCUUCGUCGAACGUUAUCGUUUGCAUUGCGCUGGAUCGUCUUUUCUCAGUAUUUUCGGCAACGCGACAUUCUCCUGAUAAAGCUAAUCGCCGGAUUAGGCUGAUGCUCGCUGCAGCGUGGGCGACCGCGUUCAUCAUUGGACUUCCACAGCUUGCUGUUUGGAGAAGUUACGUGCCAUUUCAGCAUCUGAACUGGAGCCAAUGUUUACAGUCUCCAACGGGACAUCGCAGUCACCCUCACGUUUUUCAGCUGGCCGAAAGGCCUAUGACGAGCCGGUUAGAUCUGCUGAAGCGGCACCUGAAUUACUCGGACUUGCUGGUUAUCUUCAUUUACGUGCCGUCGAGAGCAUGCUGGUUGCUCACCUACGACUGGCGAGGAGGAGAUCUUUUGUGUCGAGUUGUGAAAAUGAUGCACACAGUGGCUUUCCAGGUGAGGUCCUCUUAUAAUGUUCACCAUUAA
Messenger RNA from Ostertagia ostertagi, 672 nucleotides. NCBI's taxonomy places the organism in Eukaryota, Metazoa, Nematoda, Chromadorea, Rhabditida, Trichostrongylidae. The record is from the annotation of a GenBank genome assembly.